This is a messenger RNA of Oncorhynchus nerka (sockeye salmon), 3252 nucleotides long. Its product is annotated as nuclear body protein SP140-like protein. Lineage: Eukaryota; Metazoa; Chordata; Actinopteri; Salmoniformes; Salmonidae. Gene Ontology annotation, biological process: regulation of transcription by RNA polymerase II. The record is from RefSeq and is a predicted model, not a curated record. The transcript has 16 exons. The coding region runs from base 504 to 2477 and encodes 657 amino acids. Gene Ontology annotation, molecular function: DNA binding; DNA-binding transcription factor activity, RNA polymerase II-specific; protein binding. Gene Ontology annotation, cellular component: nucleus.
UUCACCUUUCAUUCAGAACCUAAAUUGAACCUAACUUCAACGUCUUGAAAAUACGGAUAGUAGAGGUCUUUUUAACGUCAUUUUUGCUUACUUGGGACAAUUCUCGUAAGGGGCGGAUAUUUUGUUGUCUCGCCGAGCGCGACCAGGACCGUCACAUGAGCACUUUCACUUUCCAAAGGUCAACGUCAUUUGAAGUGGCCUUCCGUGCUGGCGGGAGAUGUAUUUUAUCUUCGAAAAUAACAACAACAACAUAUUGUAGGCCGCAGAUGAAAACGUUUUGAUUGCGUCCAUCGUCUAAACUGGAAUGUAGUGUUUUCGUCUCGAAUGCUUUUGCGCGUCUACAGUCUGAAUGAAUCUAUCCACCCUGGGCCUGUAUUGAAAUGUAAAGAGCCUACAAUCAUACUUUCAUUUCUGAAUAUAUAUGUGCAACCCAAUAUGAACCUGAUCAUUAAUUAUUCAGUGAACUGAAUUGAAGAGGGCAACAGCAGUUGCGAUCGGCGCCAAUGGACCCGUUGGAUUUUCUGACAGAUAAACAGUUACUGCAGUUUUUCUGCUGUAGUAAAACAGAAAUGUCGUGCAUGGAGCAACCACACACCUUUCUUAACCAGCUCCGAGACCACCACCUCAUUCCGGAGAAAAUGCACAAGAAGCUGAUUCGGUGUAGGAAUAAGGCGGUGAGGGAGAAGGGUGUGUACCAGGUGUUGGACUGGGUGGCAGCAGAGAGGCCCAACAGCAUCAAGGUGUUCUGGAACUGUGUGUUCAGGGACCACCUCCUGCUGCAGUACCCCACGUUACGCCUGCUCCGAAACCGCCUGCUGAACGGGUCGUUCACAUUUUAUGAGAAUCUGCCAGAGAAGAUGGAGAAGGAAGAGGAGGAGGAGGAUAAGAAGAAGAAGGCUUCAGCGGAUGAAGAAGAGGAAGAGGAGGAGGAGGAGAAAAAGACAGGAAGGAAAAGGAGUAAAAAGAAAAGUGAGAGUGCAGAGAAGGGCAAGCCCAGCACGUCCACCCAGUCCACCCCCAGUCAGAAGAGGAAAGUCCAGAGGGUCAAAAACUGUUCUCCGUUUUGCAAGGGGGAGAAAUCUGACAUCUGGACCUGGCCCUUCUACAAGAUCCAGCUCCCAGUCACCUGUGGGGACAAGGAAGGCAUGCUCAUCAGAAACAAGCUGGCCACAGGGGAGAGGUGCAUUGUGGUCCAGGGUCGCUGGUUCACCCCAAGUGGCUUUGAGGAGUUUGGGGGGAAGAAGAGCAGAAAGAACUGGAAGUACAGUAUCCGCUGUAGAGACACCACUCUGGGAGAACUGAUCCAGGGAGGUCAUUUAACUUCACCAGACAUUAAAAGAAGAACGAGUGCACAGGAUCACCACCCUGGUUCCUCAUCCACUGUUCGGAGGUCCCUACAAAUGAAUAGAACAGUAACACAUCAUGGUAAUUCAGCUUCUGCCAAGAGAGCACUGUUUCCCUUCAACCAAUCAGCGGGCUCAAUCACAGAAUCUGAUGAGGAUGACAAUGAUGAGGAGGAAGAGGAGGGAGAAGAAGCUGAGCAGCAAAGAGAAGAAGAGAGAAGAGAUCAGGCAAACACUGCUGGAGAGAGCAGUACAGGAGGCAGCCAUUGUGGUGUGAAGAAGUCUGUCUUCAAAGUCACCUGUGGAGCCAUCAAUGGAAUGCUACAUAAGGAUCGGUUUGCAUCAGGGUCGUGUGGAAAGAGCAUCCGUACGGAGCUGCGCUGGAUGACCCCGGUGGAGUUUGUGAAGGGGGAGUCAGCUCUGGAAGAUCCCUCCUGGAAGAAAGACAUCCAGUGGGACGGGAAACCACUCAGCCUCCUCAUCAAGAGUAAGAUCUUGGUCAUCCACUCUCUCCUGUGUAAGUGCAAGCUGUGCAGCUCCACGGCCAAAGACAGGCAUGAUCAGGAUAAUGAUGACGACUGCUUCAUCUGUAGAAGCCAGGGUAGCUUGAUAUGCUGUGAUGAGUGUCCUCGCUCCUUCCAUCAGAGAUGUCAUCUUCCUAAUGUGGAUGAUGCUAUCCUAUGGGAUGAUUGUCCGUGGAUGUGUACAUUCUGUGUACUGAGGGCCAGUCAGCCGUGGCGCUACCCCAAACAAAUGACCUACCAGGAAGCCUUAACCUGCCGAAUCUCAGACCACCAACUGGAAUGCCAGUACCUCCUGCUGUGUCUAUACCAUGCGGACGAGGAACACAUCGCUGUGGCAGAUCCUUGCAUCAAUGUGAGAAACUACACCAGUGUGAUAAAUACCCCUAUAUGGCUGGACAGGGUUGUGGAGAAGCUGCAGCAGAAUCUCUACCAGUCUGUGCAACACUUUGUGUCUGAUGUGUUGCUUAUCUUCACCAACUGUGCCACAUUUAACAGGGAUAAUGCAGAGUACUGUGUGAUGGGUGAAAGAUUGAAGGAUCUAUUUGAGAGAGAGUUCAAGAGUACAUUCAGCAUCCAACUUCAGCAUCCAACUGCAUCCAACAGCCAGUAGAGCCUUCAUCAAGUCUGUACUGUUAUCUCACUAUGAGACAACAGGGAAUAUUCACCAUGCCCUGGUCUUUCUAUACAGCCUUCAUACAGACUUGCAUGUACAUUAUUAUCCAUCUAGUCCUUUCAUGAAUUUCUUUCAUUCGUUCUGGCAGUCAAAAUGGGUGUGUGAUGAUAAUUGAAAUAGAAUGAUGGUGAUAACAUUGCAUUUCACACAGUAAAUGUUGCUUUGCUAACUUCUCAUACAAGAGCCUUAGAAUUCCUCACCUUCCAGGUUCUUACUUCUGGUUAGGCCUCACUAGAUUCAUGUCCAGGGAUUCUAGCGAAAAUAAACUCAUGAAUUUCUAAAACAUUGUACAACAUAGUACUUGUUUGACUGUGUAGGCUACCAGAAUGUGGUUCUGUUGAGGAGAAUAUCAUCAGACAGAGCAGCAGCACCCUCUUCAGGGCAGUUAGGUCAGCGGGUGCUUUGGGUCUCUGCCCUCAUGCAGGACCUGCAUACGCUGCUAAUGUAACAGUUGUUAAAGUACUGUGUGAAUUUCACCAGGUUCAUAUAUUAAUAUGGCAUGUUUAUUUGUUAUUAUGCAUGCCUGCAUCCUGGGAGUAGGGGAGUGUGUACUUACAUUUUGCCCUGCGUGCCUCGUGCUCAAAUCAUUUUGAUGCGCUAUGAGAGGUAGGCACGUUUUUUCUGUCGUCUUCAGAAAAAUGUGAUUAUUUUAAGCACAAAGUCAUACACACAGUGUUUUGUUCAUGAAUAAAUGUUGUAUAUUUAGAUGUUA